Dentiscutata erythropus is the source of this 270-nucleotide messenger RNA. The record is from the annotation of a GenBank genome assembly. Lineage: Eukaryota; Fungi; Glomeromycota; Glomeromycetes; Diversisporales; Gigasporaceae.
GAUGAUCCUAAUAGUGAUUAUAAUAGUUACUUUUACAUCGAUGUCGAUCUUAAUAAUGAAGUUAUAGGUGAAAUGGUUGAUUCUAGUAGCGAAGUUAUAGAAGUUAUAGAUGAAUUGGGCAAUUCUAGUAAUAAUUUUUAUACUGUUGCUGGACCUAGUAGUGAAGUUAUAGGUGAACUAAACAGUUCUAGUAAUUCUUUUUAUGUCGACACUAGACAUAGUGGUGAAGUUAUAGAUAAACUGGUUGGUGUAAUUUUUGAAGAUCAGUAA